CUGAGAGAGAAAGAGAACAGUUUUUCUUCUUAUUUUAUUAGUAAAACGUGAAAUAAAAAAAAAAGAUUAUAUGUUCUUAUGCUUAACAGAUGUUAAGGAGUUAUGGAUCAUUCGAUAUAAAUCUAUUGACAAAUUUAUAAAUUUAUGUUAUCUUUAAAUCAACUAUCAACUAUUGUGAUUAAAUUCUCCCUUCGCGGUAAUAAAUAUCUAAAUAUUUACAAUUAAUUAACAAAGGUACUUUAUAUUUAUUUUUGUUAUUUUUGCAGAGAGGAGAAAAGUCAUGUAAAAAAUUAUGAUAAAUUAUCAAAUUAUCUUCAUUGUUCGCCAGCCAAUUAAGAAGUCACAAAUUCAUUCGCUUCUCUUCAGAGAUAGAGAUAUGGGCGGCGGAUUUUAUCAGCGGCGCCAAUUUCAAUGGCCCGUCACGAUUGUUUCAUUAGAGAUAAUACCGAUGCCAUUACCAUCGAAAGCGCGGUCGAGAUUAACAAAGCGCACGGCGGGUUAUCACGUCGUUGCCGAGACGGGACGGGUCCUCUCGUGACUACGAAGCACGUACCGCUGAAUGAACGAUCUGCCGAAAUUACAAUACAAUGGACCAGAAGAGCCACUUGACAAAUACCCGGUAGAUGAAUCAUGCAUCUCGCGAUGAACGAUUGUGACUCGCGUGUGAAACGCGAUAGUAUAAGCCGCCGAUCGAUCCUAAAGAAGAUAAAUUCUCGCGAGCAAACGAAUGCGAAACAAUAGCUUACAGCUUUCAUUUAUAGAAUACAUUUAUCAUAUUAUGAAUUUGAGAAUUAAAAUUUAUUCCAGAGACAAAGAAUUUAUUAUAAUUAAUUAUGAUAUAAUUUUAUUAUAAUUAAUUAUGAUAUAAUAUUAUCUGUUUUAAUUUCCGUAAAUCUGCAGCUAAUUUCACAUAGCAAACUGCUGCAAAUUUAGGAAUCAUGUGUUAUGUCUUAAUACGAUGAUAUUUAUACAAGAUUUCGUUAUAUUAUCAAUUUCGUGAACAAGUAAUACAUUUACUAUCCACAAAUAUGGAUCUCACACAAACAUUAGAAGACCUCGAAGAUGUUGCCGAAGCAUUGCAAGAUGAAAAAACAGAUACAUGGACUGAAUAUGAUGAAGAUGAUACCGAAGUGGAAGAGGAAGAGAAAGACAUAAAAACGGAGUCAGAAGAUGAAUUUGAAGCUGUGGAAGAGGAAAAAAAAGACGUCGAAGCGGAAUCAGAAAUAAUUGACGAGACUGACAUACUGGCUGAUUUUAUGAUGAAAUUUGAAGCGAAAAGGACGAAGGAACUAGCGGCCAAGGCUGAGGAGACAAAGAAACAGCUGCGACAUUUGAUCCGUAUUGAACGAAAGAAAGAUGACGAUGCGUCUGAGGAAACGCCGAUCACGCCGGAAUCUGAAGUUAUCGCGAGCGACCGAGUUUCCACUGAGAGUUCAAUUCAUCCGUGUUUGCGCGAGAUAGACAUAAGCGAUUCCCAACUGAAACUAGUGAAUCCGUACACGGUGUAUCGAGUUCCAAACGAUCCCGGAUUAUUACCAGCUUUCUGGCUGUUACGCGAACACCCACCGAUUUACAGCACGGAUGGUGUGCAAAAAUUCUACGAUACAGUAAAACGUACAGAUUUGAGACCGAUCGGCUCGUUGAGAAAAAUGCUCUUAGCCGAUCAAUUAAAUCUGCGGUAUUACGGACUCAAGUCACCAGUAAUGAGAGCAAUCUGCGAAGCUUUGACUGAAAACACUUUUGUGCGAAAAUUAGAUCUGAAGGACAAUAAACUGACCUCGAAUGCGUGCAAAUAUCUAAACGAUUUACUGCUUAAAAACAACACGAUAACCGACUUGUCGCUAUCGGGUUGUCGAAUCGGCACGAACGGCGCCAAAAAAUUGUACGACGCGAUAUCGGAGAACACAAUCCUGAAAAUCCUCGAUCUCAGCAACUGCGACAUCGGAAACGAAGGCUUUGGAUACAUCGCGUCCGCAUUAUCUAAUAAUCGAGAUUUGGAGAGCGUUAAUCUAUCUGACAAUCAUUUGGACGAGACGUGCUCAGAAGAUCUGCGGAAUCUGCUCUCGCAUUUCACAGGCUUGACGCAUUUGGAUCUAUCCUGGAACUCUCUGUAUAACGCAAAAACGUGGAAAGCUCUGGACAACGGGCUCAAGAAAAAUGAGUCACUGCGUUCCCUGAAUUUAUCUUGGAACGCACUUGAUACGGAAUGUGUGCAUCAUCUUUCCAGACUAUUAUCACGCUUGCGCAACAUCGAAAAACUGGAUUUAAGUUGGAAUAGAUUUAUCAAAGACGAUGCUGUAAUCAUCGCAAAAGAUCUAUCGAAAAACAAAACGCUCCAAGAAUUACGUUUGGGAAACAAUCCUUUAGGGGCACAAGGUGCUUCGGCUUUAAUUCACGCAAUUACACCGCACCAAUCGCCCGACAGUACUUUACGUCUUCUGGAUAUGGAAAACAUUUGGACGAAUAAAGAUGUCCUCCAUGACUUGGAGACAAUCAGAAAAUUCAGACCGUGGCUCGCAGUCAAAUUAGGCGGUAUUCUGAGCAAUUAUCAGGUUAUUGGGCCGAAUGUUAGGAAAAUACUUCUGAAGAGGGCGAAUUAUGAGGCAAUGUUACCAAAACAAAAGAAGCAAAAACGCAACUUUGGCUUCUUCGUGAUGUCGUUGAACGAUACAAAUAUACCACAAGUAAAAUUUAAGCAGCUAGUACAGAAGUUCAUGCUAAAGCUUUCGACGUCGCUCGUUGAAGAGAUUAUGAAAGCAUUCGAGGGGCCGCAAGAGACUGUCGAUCAACAACAAUUAAAAUCAUUUUAUUUAAAAGAAUAUCCGGAAACAACAGCUGAACUAUUAAAAUUAAACAAAAGGAAACUUAAGAACCAAAUGAACAAAAACAGAAAGUAGAACGAACAAAAGACGAAAAAAAAUACAAGAAACACAAAAACUAACGUGGAAGAAAAUAAAAAUUUAAAAAAAUCAAAAAAUAUUUGAAAAAUGUACAUUAUAUUGCUAUGUAAUAAAUGAAUCGAAAAAGACUGUGGAAUCUCCUUAUAAUA
Messenger RNA from Wasmannia auropunctata (little fire ant), 3049 nucleotides. RefSeq names its product leucine-rich repeat-containing protein 74A-like. The record is from RefSeq and is a predicted model, not a curated record. Bases 1029 to 2897 code for a protein of 622 amino acids. Lineage: Eukaryota; Metazoa; Arthropoda; Insecta; Hymenoptera; Formicidae. The transcript has 6 exons. Gene Ontology annotation, molecular function: protein binding.